Messenger RNA from Episyrphus balteatus (marmalade hoverfly), 4363 nucleotides. RefSeq names its product protein tramtrack, alpha isoform. The record is from RefSeq and is a predicted model, not a curated record. NCBI's taxonomy places the organism in Eukaryota, Metazoa, Arthropoda, Insecta, Diptera, Syrphidae. Gene Ontology annotation, molecular function: DNA binding; protein binding. Gene Ontology annotation, biological process: regulation of transcription by RNA polymerase II. The transcript has 5 exons. Gene Ontology annotation, cellular component: nucleus. The coding region runs from base 1313 to 3523 and encodes 736 amino acids.
AUCUGCGUUCGCAUCAACUCUUGCUUUUUGGAAGUUUUCCAUUAUGUAAAAAAAAAUUUUAUAUACAAUGGGUGAAACGAAAAAUAUAUCCUAAUCAAAGUGACAAAAAGUGUAAUAUUUAACCCUUUUUUUCUCACUAUCAAAGUAUAUAAAAACAUCAACAUCAUGUUUUUGUUAUGUUUAAAAGUAUCUAUUAAUUAUUUUUAUCCAAUUACCGGCUCAAAUCAAUUAAAUAGUGAGAUAAUAAGAAAAUAGAAAAAAAAAAUCUCUUGACGCCAUUCGGGAUAUUUUUUUUUCCUCAAGAUUGCAAAACGAAGAAAUAUCAUUUCACAUCGUCGUCGUUUGUCGCUCUACCAUUACCACCAACAAGAGUGUGAAAGAAAAAAAGAAACAAAGCAACAAUAGACGGACGCGCGCCAUUUUGUAUUUUGCAUGAACGAACGAAGAAGAACACGAAACUAUAUCUGCGACAACAGUGUUUUUAUUAAUAUUUUUUUUCUCUUCUACAAAUUUUAAUGUGUGCUCAUUGCAUUUUAUUAUUAUAAUGCAAUAAAUAUUUUAAGAAAAUACCAAAUCAAACAACAGUUUGAAUGUUUUUCAAUGCAAAAAUUAUUGUGAAAUAAUAAAAAAAAAAAAAUAAUAAGAAAAGUGAAUUAGAAAAAAAAAAAACUCCCAUGGUGUCCCCCUCGAACCAACGACGCACAUAAUCAAAUCAGCAGUCUUUCUUUCUCUUUCCCACACAUAGGCUAAAAUUUUUUUAUUUUUUUUUUCUUUCUCGCUCUGGUGCUUACAUAUUUAUUAUUUUUAUUAUUUUCUACUCAUUAUUUGCCUUUGUUUCUUUUUUUCUCGUGUGUGCACAAAGUGAGUUGAGUUGUAAAUGAAUGACGUCAUUGAAAGGAAUUCAAGGUCUUUAAGAAGUUCCUUAAUCGGAUUUUGGUUGGAAAUUUAUUAAAUUUAUAUAUCGCGCGAAUUGUUUCUGCUCUCCCCUCCUUCUCCCCCAUUGAGUGGGUGAAACAGAGUCAGAGUAAAACUUGAAAAUUGAAACAAAAACAAAUGUCAGUGGAAAUAGUGUAGAUCGGUUCGGCGCAAGCAGAAGGCAAAAAAAAAAAAAAAAGUUCUGUUUGUGAACUUUUUUUUUUUUUGAGAAUCACGCAUCACUUUGAAGAGUCAGUCAAAGAAGAAGAAGGACCACUCGAAUCUAAAUAGGAAAGAGCGCAGUUUUUUGUGAUUGGUGUUGUCGUCGUUUGUCGCCACCACAAAACACAAACCACGAUAGUGGGCAAUAGCAGCAGAAGCAGCAGCACCGACAACCAUGUCCGUGCAGCAAUUCUGCUUGCGAUGGAACAAUCACCAGCCGAAUUUUAUUUCGGUGUGUUCCUCGCUGCUGCAUAAUGGAACUUUGGUGGAUGUUACUUUAGCGGCUGAAGGACGUCAGUUGCAGGCGCACAAAAUUGUCUUGUCCGCAUGCAGUUCGUAUUUUCAGACUCUUUUUACAACGAAUCCAUGUCAACAUCCAAUUGUCAUACUAAAGGAUGUACAGUAUGAUGACCUCAAGACAAUGGUAGAUUUUAUGUAUUACGGUGAGGUGAAUGUGUCGCAAGAACAAUUGCCGCACAUUCUUAAAACGGCUGAGAUGCUUAAAAUCAAAGGCUUAGCCGAAAUGCCCACCGAUGCGGCGACUCUAACAAAGUCAGAUAGUAAAUCGUCAUCCGACCAGCCCGAUCAACUGCAGAGCAGUGGAACGGAUUCAUUGUGGGGUAGUUCGGAGUCACAAUUUCAACAACAACAACCGCAACCACAUCAUCACCACCACCAUCAUCAGCAAAGUCAAACGCAGCAAAUGCACCAGCUUCGAAGAUCACCUUCGCCACUAGGUACAGGUACCUCACCAGCCACACGAAGGAAACGGCUAAGAAAGUCUUCAAAUAAUGGUUCCGGUGAUCGCAUUACGGACGAUCAUAGUGGAGUCGAUGCCGGCGGUAAUAUCAACCUAUCCCAAAUGGGCCAAAUGUCAUUUGGUGGUAAUCCAAGUGGUCUAGGGCAUACUUUACAUACAAAAAUUAUAAAAGAGUCAACUAGUGUUGAUGUUGAUAGUCAUCAGCAAGACUCUUCCCCCGAUAGCUUAGAUGAUGGCAAUGGUCAUCCUCAUACUAUGCAAAUCAAACCCGAAACGGAUUUGAAUGUUCCACAGACAUUACCCUUGGAUAUUUCUGGAGGUACAACUCCUUCAGAGCAUGAUGGUCCAAAUGCCAGUUGCUCCCAGUCAUCGCAUUCAGGUCUGCAAUGGACGGUCGUUGAUUCAAAUUAUUCCCGAUUUUCGCUGUCGUCUUGCCAACCCAAUUUAAUUGGUAAUGGCAACACCAACAAUCCCAACGGAGGAUUGAGUAAUCAAUCAACCAACAACAAUAACAACUCGAGCAAUACUGGAAAUCAAAAUACAACCGACCACCAGCAACAACAGCAGCAGCAACAACAACAACAACAGCAGCAACAACAACAACAACAACAGCAGCAGCAUCGACAACAGCAGCAGCAACAACAACAACAAAACGCCAACAAUUCAAAUGGCAAUUCCAGUGCAACUAGCGGUCUUGGUGGCCACACCCAACAACAACAACAACAACAGCAGCAUGGUCAUAUCCAAAUGCACUACACAAACUCCACGUAUUCGCCACAAAUCAUUUCCGUCAAUAGUCUAGUGGGCAACUACUCGCAAAAUCUAUCGACGCCUACGUCGCCAAAUGAGUCGGCAAUGGUGCAAUCGGUGUACAGUCAGGGACCGACACCAACCCAAUCGCCAGUCCAUCAAAUGAACACAGUUUCGGCGGGUCUGACGACGACAAAUGCCACGAGCAAUACCGGCUCUGGCGGCAGUGGUGGUGCAGGCAAUAGUGCCAAUGGCAAUAACACCGGUAACAGUGGGGCGCUGACCACUACCGUCGUUAAUACAGCCGGCAACAGCGGAACAAAUGUAGUCAACAAUAGCCAACAAGUCCAAUCGGGCAAUCAAACCACACAAACGACUAUCGUAGUCAAACGUAAGCGUUCGGUAAAUCCUCAAGGUGAUGAGAAUUUCAUACGAGCCCUCGAAGCGGUGCGAUCGGGUGGCAUAGGCUUUUGCAAGGCCGCCCGUCUCUACGGUGUUAAUAACCGAACUCUAUGGUUAGAGUACAAGAAACGGGGUUAUCCUAUCAGUCGGCCGAGCAUUAAAAGUAGAGUAGUCAAACAGGAGAAUCUGUCGCCUUCGCCGACGCCCACUAACGAGGAAACAACGAUCGAAAACUACGAGCACAUUAACCAGUCAGCUAUUAACAUGCAAGUUCCUCCAACAUCGGAUACGCCCACGCCACUUAUGUGCACUCCGCACACACAUCCCAUGGGCGUGAUGGGCUUCCUCGACACCAGACACAUGGACUUCCCAACCAGUAUACACACAAUGUCUCGACAGCGAUAUGUCGAUAGCGCGGUAAAUGUUAAUCCUUCUGCAAUGAAUCUGCAAAGUAUUAACUUUAAUUCCAUAUAGGAUGACUUAAAGUAAAAAAUAAAAAAACUCUAAAGAGCCGUUUAAAUCUAGCAGAUAGCAGAUAUAAAUUAAAAAAAUUAAAGGUUAUUCAUCAUAAAAAUGAACAAACCAAGUCCACACAAUGUACAGUCUAGUUGUUGUUGUUUUUUCAUAUAGUAUUUUCAGUUUUUGAUCUGAAUUUUAAUUUUUAUUCCUUCUGAUGGUUAUAUACACAUAUCUUGUAAUACUAAUAAUGAAAAAGUCUCCAAAUAAAACCCUUCCACCUAUUGGCAGAAUGUGUUUAUAGGAGAACAAUAAAAUUAAAAAAAAAAACGCAUAUUAUUGUUAUAAGUCCACAAAAUAGUCAAUUUUUACAAUUUAAAAUCGUGCAGCUAAUUCUGCCAAUAGAAUUAAAAAAGUACAUAGAAACCAAAUUCCAAAUAUUUUUAUUCAGAAAACCAUCGAGUUUUUAGUUUUAUACAUAAAUUUCCUAUUCUCUUUUUCAUUUGUUGUUUUUUAAUUAAACUUAAAGUUUUAUUUCUACAAAAUGUAUAUCUUACAUACUCAGAAAACAGAAAAAUCUUUAUAAACAAAUGAUUUUAGAAAACCAACAAAACAAAUGAAAACACAACAGUUGCAUAUUCGUAUUUAUUAGGAGUUUUUUUUUUUUUUUUAAAUAUAAAAGUAAGUUAGUUUAAGGUCAAAUUUUAAAUAUUACAAAAAAAAUAUAUAUAUUAUUAUAUAGAUUCAAACCUACUCUUAUAAUUCUUUACGUUAUAUAUUAUAUAUUAAUAAUAAUGCAAAAAAGUGCAAAAUAAAUUAAAAACAAAAAAAAAAACAAAGAAAUUAAAAAAAAAACAA